ACAAUUCGAAUUUCGGAGAAUUUUACAUCUCUACUAGACAAAUUUCUUAAAAAAAAUAUUUAUAUAUAUUGUAACGUUUUAUAAAUUUUAAUAAAGUUACAAGUUUGGUUACAUUAAACAGCGAGUGAGGUUUUACAUCAAAGUAACAGAAGAUAACUAUCAAGAUGAGUAGAUCCACUUCUGUCAGUGCUCAGUAUGUUCCGCUUUUGGACAGCGAUAAGAAGUCGCCUCGUUUUCUGUUAAAUUGGGUCUAUGAUGAACUUGGUAUUCAGCUCGAGGAUCUCUGCGUGAUGAAGACCGGCGUCAUCUACUGUCAGUUGGUGCACAAACUCUUUCCCCAAGUGAUGGAUCUGAAUAAGGUGAUCUUCAAUUGCACUUUGUCCGUUGAAAUCGAUAAAAAUUUUUGCCUAUUGCAUCUUGCAUUUGCCAAGCUACGCAUCUUUCGGGAUGCAGCGCAGCAGGAGUGCAUUAAAAGGUUGACCAACAAAAAGUUUUUGCUCUGGUUUCAUAAAUUUUACAUGCACAACAAGAAGAACACGGAAGAACGAAUCAGUAGAAAGUCGCGUCGUUUAUCGAACGAGCAAGUGAAACGCAGCAGCAGCAUCGUGAUCCCCUCCAACCCAGCAGAUCAGCAGGGAUCACACAAAAUUCGUGUGGCGCCGCGUUCACAGAGUCUGGUCAAUAGGCCGGAGAUGCUAAGUAAAGAUGCAGCAUCUUCAUUGGCUGCUGAGCCUUGCAUGAUGGAUUUCGUCUCGAGGAUUCCUAAGCUCCGCUUGACCAAAUGGAAAAAAGUCGAGACUGACUCCAUGGGAAACAGCUAUCAGAUGUUCGCCACAUCAUCGAAUGAGGCAUCAAAAGAGAUCAUAGAGAUCUUUUUCAAUAAAUUUCAGACAGCAGGGAAAUCCAUUUCACAGAAAGAGUCUGCAAAUAAUGAUGCUCCAAAGCAGGAAGAGUUGUCGAAUAAAGAUCAUUCUAAGCAGGAAUAUUUAAACAAUGGGGCUUCAAAUCUGGAAGUAUGCUCAAACAAUGACGCUUUUAAGCAGGAGUGUUCAAAUAAUAAUGCUCCAAAGCAGAAGUCCUUAAGCAAUGAUGCUCCAAAGCAUGAAGAGGUUUCAAAUAAUGAUGUUCCAAAGCGGGAGUCUCCAAACAGUGAUAAUUCUAAGCAGGAAUCUUUAAGCAAUGAUGCUCCAAAGCAAGCAUCCGUAAACAAUGAUCCUUCAAAGCAGGAGGAGUCUUCAAACAAAGAUGCUCCAAAUCAGGCAUGUUCAAAAAAAGAUGCUUCAAAGCAAGCAUCCUUAAACAAUGAUCCUUCAAAGCAGGAGGAGUCUUCAAACAACGAUGCUCCAAAUCAGGCAUCUUCAAAAAAAGAUGCUUCAAAGCAAGCAUCCUUAAAUAAUGAUCCUUCAAAGCAUGCUUCUUCCUCAAGCAAUGAUGCAUUAAAGCAGGAAGAAGCUUCAAAUAAUGGUUUAAAGCAGGAGCCUUCAAAAAAAGAUAAAGAUAAAGUGUCAGAUAAAGUGUCACCAAUGACAGAUGUCGAUGCGAUGGUCGAUCCUAGGAUCAGCAGAGACCACCUGGACUCAAUUGUCAAAACUCUGCGCUCCUCUGCUGCUGAUGAUGAUGAUGGCCAUGGUGAAGCAAUUUUCGAGCUGAACGAACGGAAUAAUAGACUUGAGGAGAUAGUCAAUAAGAUAAGGGGCUAUGUUACCGACACAUCGCUAAAAUCCAAUAAGGCAGUGUAUAAGACCCGCAAGACUUUGUACUUGUAUUAUAAGAGCAGGCCUGAGCUGGAUCACGAAUUUUAAGCACCGCAGCAAUUCUUCGUUUAUUCUAGUUCUUCUUUUUACUCAUUUUCUGUGAAAUUUUGAUGUUGUGAUCGUUUCUAAAGCUGACAACAACUUAAUGUUAAUUCGUUACAACGCAAACAAAAUAAUUAAAUUAGAUAUGAUGAAAAAUUAAAAUAAAAACGUAAAAAAAUAAAAAUA
Molecule: messenger RNA, 1982 nt
Organism: Drosophila sulfurigaster albostrigata
Lineage: Eukaryota; Metazoa; Arthropoda; Insecta; Diptera; Drosophilidae
Product: micronuclear linker histone polyprotein-like
Exons: 3
Coding region: 165-1802 (545 amino acids)
Source: RefSeq, a predicted model, not a curated record